CCGCGUCCGCCUCCUGCUGCGUGCGUGCGCGCGCGCGUGUGCGUGAGAAGCAACGAGGCAGCCCCCCCUCCACGUGGCCACGCUGUUGCCUGCUGCUCUUUGCUCUCCGCCCACCACAGCAGGGCGGCGUCUCCUCCGCCUCAGUCAGUCCUGCCCGCCCGCUCGACGAGGGGUUGGUAACGGUCGCCGUUUCAGUUCUGCAGGGCAGCCGCUGCGCCGCCGCCGCCACGAUGGGCUCGGGCGAGUUGCUGCCUCUCUUGGUGGAGGUGGCCAACUGGAGCACGAUCCUGGCCUGCCUGGUGCUCAAGGUCCCGCAGGGGGUCGCUGUGAUCGCCGCCAAGUCCGCCCGGGGAAUCAGCCUGGAGAGUCUGGUGCUGGAGCUGAGCGGCUUCAUUGUAUGCCUGCGGUAUAUGAGUUACUACAAUAAUCCACUGCCAAGCUAUGUAGAAUAUCCCAUCAUCAUUGUACAAGAUGUCAUUCUUUUGCUAUUUGUUCUUUAUUACAAUGGCAAAAUGAAGGAUGCUUUGUAUUACACAGUCAUAUUUGUGGUAGGAUGGUACAUGCUAGCUCUGCAGCAAUGGAUCAUUAACCUGGCUAUGAACUUGAGUACUGUGGCCAGUGCGUUGAGUAAAUAUGCUCAGCUUCAAUAUCUCUGGUGGACUAAAGAUUCCGGACAAGUGAGUGCCCUGACUUGGAGUCUAGCUGUAUACACUUGUCUAACAAGAAUAUUUACAACUAUAAUGACCUCAAAUGAUGUUACAGUUCUUGUCCGUUUCAUAGUCAUGUCAGUUCUCAAUGUGUGGGUCUUAGCAACUAUACUGCAUUACAGGAAGAUUGUGAAGAAGACUGACUAAGAUGGGAGCUCUUCUAUUUUAAGUCGCUUGGACCAAAUAGGAAGAUGGAACCAAUAUAAGAGACUCUAUCUGGGGCCAAAGUGUCAUUAAAUCAACAUUCCAUUUAAUAGGAAAUCACCAAAAGCUACACGCUGACAAUUGAACUUGGCCGUAUUGAUAUCUGAAGUAAAAUUCCACAAGACUUUGGAAUAUACACACUUGGAUGUACUGUUUUCUAAUAAACUUAAAUAGUUGGACAAUAUUUUAGGACGGUA
Molecule: messenger RNA, 1108 nt
Organism: Hemicordylus capensis (graceful crag lizard)
Lineage: Eukaryota; Metazoa; Chordata; Lepidosauria; Squamata; Cordylidae
Gene: SLC66A3
Product: solute carrier family 66 member 3
Exons: 7
Coding region: 231-854 (207 amino acids)
Source: RefSeq, a predicted model, not a curated record